Messenger RNA from Delphinapterus leucas (beluga whale), 1387 nucleotides. RefSeq names its product galectin 9 (gene LGALS9). Gene Ontology annotation, molecular function: galactoside binding; carbohydrate binding. The record is from RefSeq and is a predicted model, not a curated record. NCBI's taxonomy places the organism in Eukaryota, Metazoa, Chordata, Mammalia, Artiodactyla, Monodontidae. Gene Ontology annotation, biological process: negative regulation of CD4-positive, alpha-beta T cell proliferation; negative regulation of type II interferon production; positive regulation of gene expression. Gene Ontology annotation, cellular component: nucleus; cytosol.
AUGGCCUUCGGCGGCGCCCAGCCUCCCUACCUGAGCCCAGUCAUCCCCUUCACUGGGGUAAUCCAAGGGGGUCUCCAGGACGGACUUCAGAUCACCAUCAAUGGGACCGUUAUAUAUUCCAACGGAAACAGGUUUGCUGUGAACUUUCAGACCGGCCACAAUGACAAUGACAUUGCCUUCCACUUCAACCCUCGGUUUGAAGAAGGUGGAUAUGUGGUCUGCAACACGAAGCAGAAAGGAAGCUGGGGGGCUGAGGAAAGGAAGAUGCAAAUGCCCUUCCAGAGGGGGUGUCCCUUUGAGCUCUGCUUCCUGGUACAGAGCUCGGAGUUCAAGGUGAUGGUGAACAAGAACCUCUUCAUGCAGUACGCACACCGCGUGCCCUUCCACCGCGUCAACACCAUCUGCGUCACGGGCGCCGUGCAGCUGUCCUACAUCAGCUUUCAGAACACCGGCGCAGCUCUCAUCCCGCCCGCCUUCUCCACGGUGCGGUUCUCCCAGGCUGCCUGUUCCCCACCCAAGCCCAAGGGGCGCAAACCGAAACCUCCAAGGAUCUGGCCGGCCGGCUCGGCUCCCAUUACUCAGACCAUCAUCCACACGGUGCAGAGCACCCCUGGACAGAUGUUCCCUCAGAAUCCCAUGAUCCCACCCAUGGCAUAUCCCAACCCAACCUAUCCGAUACCUUUCUUCACCUCUAUCCCCGGUGGGCUGUACCCCUCCAAGAGCAUCAUGGUGUCGGGUACCAUCCUGCCCAGUGCUCAGAGGUUCUACAUCAACCUGUGUUCCGGGAGAGACAUCGCCUUCCACCUGAACCCCCGCUUCGAUGAGAAUGCCGUGGUCCGCAACACACAAAUCAACAGCUGCUGGGGGUGUGAGGAGCGAAGCCUGCCCCGACAGAUGCCCUUCUUCCGAGGCCAGAGCUUCUCGGUGUGGAUCAUGUGUGAAGGCUCCUGCCUCAAGUUGGCUGUGGAUGGCCAGCACCUGUGUGAAUACUACCACCGCCUGAAGAACCUGCCCGCCAUCAACAGCCUGGAGGUGGGGGGCGACAUCCAGCUGACCCACGUGCAGACAUAGGCCAGCCCUGCCCUGGGCUGCUGUCUGGCUCUGCUCAUCACCCCCACCUGCCCCGGAUCCUGAGCUUUGCUGGAGAGACCACGUCCUUGGCUGGCUCUGCUUCCGGCCAAGUCCACCUCGUCCCAUGCCGCUAGCUGUCACUCACGUAGGAGGCUGUAUCCUCGGCCCCUCCCCUUCCUCCAAUCUUUAACCUCUCCUCCUCCCGGAAAGCUACCCUGAUGACACCCCACUGGUCCCCACCAACAGACAGGAGCCUUCUCAGCAGGGGGCUCUCCCUUUUCCCAGUGUCCUUCGAAUAAAGAAAGAAAGAACAAUG